Erinaceus europaeus (western European hedgehog) is the source of this 3300-nucleotide messenger RNA. RefSeq names its product interferon induced protein with tetratricopeptide repeats 5 (gene IFIT5). The record is from RefSeq and is a predicted model, not a curated record. Gene Ontology annotation, cellular component: cytosol. The coding region runs from base 194 to 1639 and encodes 481 amino acids. Gene Ontology annotation, molecular function: protein binding; RNA binding. The transcript has 2 exons. Gene Ontology annotation, biological process: defense response to virus. Lineage: Eukaryota; Metazoa; Chordata; Mammalia; Eulipotyphla; Erinaceidae.
AGCAGCCCCCGCGCGCCUAUAAAUCCCGCGCCCCCAGCAGCCCCGCGAGCCACUCCAGCCUCCGAGCCGCUGCCAGCUGCCCACAGACCGAGGCCCGUGCGGGUUUCCACUUCCUGAGGCGGCUCCGCCCAGCAGCCUCACUUCAGACCCGCUCGCCUUCUCAGGACUAUCACCAGGGCCUAGAGCCGCCACCAUGAGUGAAAUUCCUAAGGAUUCUUUGAAGGACAUUCUGUUGGAACUAGAGUGUCACUUUACAUGGAAUUUACUCAAGGAAGAUAUUGAUCUGCUUGAUGUGGAAGAUACAAUUGGCCAACAACUUGAGUUUCUUACCACACAAUCCAGACUCACUCUUUAUAAUUUACUGGCAUAUGUGAAACACCUAAAAGGCCAAAAUAAAGAUGCACUGGUGUGCUUGGAGCAAGCAGAAGAAAUAAUCCAUCAAGAACACUCAGACAAAGAAGUACAAAGACUGGUCACUUGGGGAAACUACUCCUGGGUUUAUUAUCACAUGGACCAUUUUAAAGAAGCUCAGAAGUACAUAGACAAGAUUGGGGAGGUAUGCAAGAAGUUGUCCAGCCCUUCUAGCUACAAGUUGGAGCAUCCUAAGAUUGACUGUGAGAAAGGGUGGGCACUUUUGAAAUUUGGGGGAAAGUAUUACCAAAAGGCUAAAGUGGCUUUUGAGAAGGCUCUGGAAGUGGAGCCUGACAACCCAGAAUUUAACAUUGGCUAUGCCAUCACUGUGUAUCGACUGGAUGAUUCUGACAGAGAAGGGUCUGUAAAGAGUUUUUCCCUGGGACCUCUGAGGAAGGCUGUUACCCUGAAUCCAGGUAACACCUACAUCAAGGUUUUCCUAGCACUGAAGCUUCAAGAUGUACAUGCUGAAGAUGAAGGGGAAAAGUAUAUUGAAGAAAUCCUGGACCAAAUACCAUCUCAAUCUUAUGUCCUUCGUUAUGCAGCCAAAUUCUACAGGAGAAAAAAUUCCUGGGACAAAGCUCUUGAACUUUUGAAAAAAGCCUUGGAAGUGACACCAACCUCUUCUUUCCUGCAUCAUCAAAUGGGACUUUGCUACCGGGCGCAAAUGAUCCAAAUCAAGAAGGCCACACAUAAUAAACCAAAAGGAAAGGAUAAGCUGAAAGUUGAUGAGCUGGUUUCAUCUGCUGUACUUCACUUCAAAGCAGCUGUAGAACGAGACUCUAUGUUUGCAUUUGCCUACACAGACCUGGCCAACAUGUAUGCUGAGGCAGGGCAGUAUAGAAAUUCUGAAGACAUUUUCCAGAAAGCCCUUCGUCUGGAAAACAUAACUGAUGAUCACAAACAUCAGAUCCAUUACCACUAUGGCCGCUUUCAGGAAUUUCACUGUAAAUCAGAGAGUACUGCCAUUCACCAUUACUUGGAAGCUUUAAAGGUCAAAGACAGGUCAUCCCUGCGCACCAAACUAACAGGUUCUCUGAAGAAACUGGCUUCCAAGAGACUUGGUCACAAUGGUUUUGAUUUGCAGAGUUUAAAUGCCCUUGGGUUUGUUUAUAAGUUGGAGGGAGAGAAGAGGCAGGCUGCUGAGUGCUAUGAAAGAGCCCAGAAACUAGACCCAGAAAAUGCAGAAUUCCUUACUGCUCUCUGUGAGCUCCGACUUUCUAUGUGAACAUUAGUUAUAAGCUUUUCCAUCUAUUUUGUGUUCUUAUAUUUGUGUUUAUUUUUCAGUCUGUUGUUCAUUAUAGUUUUUCUUGACUACUGUGUACGAAGCCAUGCUAAAUAAUUACAUUAUGAUGACUCUUUAAAAAAAAUUAAGGUGUUUUUAUUUGUUUACCAGAGAAUAGCUCAACUUUGGUUUAUGGUGGUGCUGGGGUUUAAACAUAGGACUUCAGAGCCUCAGGUAUGAAAGCCUGUUACAUAAAGUGCUGUGCGUUACCUCUGGCCCCCAUAUGAAUAAUCAUUUUGUUUUCCUACAUUAUAAUAUUGUACUGCUAAUUGAGAAAUAAUAUCAUUUCAGCUGUUGUAAUGUUUGUAAAAUGGUAUGACUAAUAUGUCUUUAUAUCCUUUGUCUCUACUACUUGGAACAAUUUUCAGAGUAAAUUUAAUCAAAAUGCUCUGUAUUCACUUACACAGUGAGCAUUAUCCUACAUUAGUCUAUCACCUAGGUCAGGAGCACUCUAGAGUGCAAAACUGCUAGUUAAAUUUUUAACUAUGUAGCUUGCAAGAAAUGGAACCUCUCAGUUACAGUUGUUCUGUCUUUGAUGAGGAUCAUUAAUGACUAAUCUGAUUGCCAUUUAAAGAUUCCUCUUGUUGGAUGAAAAAAGUUCAUAAUAAUAAAACAUUUGUCAAAGCUGAUGACUUCAUUAAAAGGAAAAAAAAGAGCAUGGAAAAGUGUUUUUAAAUAUAGAACUUUAGGGACCCAUGAGAAAUCACCCCAAAUAUUCAUUAACUAGCUAGACAUAAUUAUAAAAGAGAGAUGAAUAAAAAAUCAUCAACAUCAAGUUUCUUUGGGUCUUUUAACUAGAAGAAUAAACCUAAAUUGAGCCUAGUGUUAAUUUUAUUCCUUCUAGUAAAAUUGUAGUACUUUUAGGUUAGGUCAUUGAUAUUUAAAGCAAAUCUUAACAUGUUGUCAGAGAAAAAUUAUAAACAAGUGAAUAAACUAAAUGUCCCUAACCUCUCUCUAAAUUACCAAGGUUUCAGUAAUUUAGUUUAGGAUCUGGACAGAGUUGAGUUAUGCUCCCAGUUUCUGAUCUUUGUUUAACUGUUUUAGUAUCUCAUUAUUACAUCUAUGAAGCUUUUUCUUUUGUCUCAAGUUUUCAGAUUGGUUUCCUAGAGCUUCUUCAGGAAAAUGGAAGCCCAGUUUUCAGUUUUAAUGUCCAUAUUGAGGGCUUGCUACUUAAGGGCUCCUAUCCCAGGUAACUUUUAAGUUGGGGUGUUGCUAAAAGUGACUUUUCUAGUGCUUUUUUUUUCUUUUUUAUUUAUAAACUACUUUCACAGCAUUAGUGGAAAGUGUGUUAUGCAAUUUAAUCCUCCAUAUCACCAAUGUAGUUGUUAAAAAAUACUCAUGUGUGUAUGUAUGUAUGUGUGUGUAUAUAUAUAUAUGUAUGUAUGUGUUUAAUUUUGUCUUUUUCUGUUUUUACUUUAAAUUUUAUGACUUUGAUGCAAAAGUAAUGCAUCCUCACUGUACAAUUUCAAGUGAGACAGAAGUAAAUAUAUUUAAAAUAACUUUUCUUAUUCAAUCCAGUUUGAUGUGUCUGUUUUUCCUAUGCAUGUUCAAAUGUACAUGUAUAUAUGCUGCAGUGUAUCUCAUAAAUUAAAAAUUUAAAUGUU